Messenger RNA from Knipowitschia caucasica, 1317 nucleotides. Lineage: Eukaryota; Metazoa; Chordata; Actinopteri; Gobiiformes; Gobiidae. The record is from the annotation of a GenBank genome assembly.
AUGACCGCUAGCAACACCUCGAUAGAAGCCACUCAUUUUUCCAACACACUGUGGCUUCCUGAGGACUCCCUGAGCUCCCAGAACACAACAUUCGUGGACUUUUAUCUGCACAAAGCCUCCAUCGCUGCCGUUUUCACCAGCUCCUACCUCCUCAUCUUCCUCAUUUGUAUGUUGGGGAAUGGGACGGUGUGUUUCAUCGUUCUUCGGAGCCGGAACAUGCGCAGUGUCACCAACCUCUUCAUCCUCAACCUGGCCAUCAGUGACCUGCUGGUGGGUAUUUUCUGCAUGCCGACGACCCUAGUGGACAACAUCAUCACAGGAUGGCCUUUUGGAAGUGUAGUGUGCAAACUGAGCGGGAUGGUCCAAGGGAUUUCAGUGUCAGCCUCUGUGUUCACUCUGGUGGCCAUCGCUGUUGACAGAUUUCGGUGCAUCGCUUAUCCCUUCCGACAGAAGCUAACCAUUGCUACCUCCAAGAUCAUUAUUGCCGUAAUCUGGGUCUUGGCCGUCUUCAUCAUGUGCCCCUCGGGUGUCAUGCUCCGGGUCACAAAGGAGAAGAACUUCCUCAUCGUUCUGGGAAGCAACAACAGCACUCGCCCUUUCUACUGGUGCCGAGAAAACUGGCCCAAUCAGGAAAUGAGAAAAAUCUACACCACGGUGCUUUUUGCCAAUAUAUACCUCGCCCCACUCUGCCUUAUCGUCGUCAUGUACGCCCGCAUCGGCUUUAUCCUCUUCAAAACAGCCAUACCCCCGCAGAGAGGAAGCAAAAUUGAGUAUGAGAACGGCAGUGGGAAGAACAAAUCCGGCACAGACAGCCGUCAGACUAUUACCAGGAAGAAAAAGCGUGUGAUUAUGAUGCUUUUGGUUGUAGCGCUUGUAUUUAUUAUUUCCUGGCUGCCCUUGUGGACUCUGAUGAUGCUGAGCGACUACGCCAGUCUCACAGAACACCAAUAUCGCAUUAUAAACAUCUACGUGUAUCCGUUUGCGCACUGGCUGGCCUUCUUCAACAGCAGCAUCAAUCCCAUCAUCUACGGUUUCUUCAACGAGAACUUCCGCCGGGGGUUCCAGGCGGCUUUCAAGUUCCAGUUGUGCUCCGGAGACAUGGAAAGGCAGAGGUCCAACUCCAUGCGUGUCCGAGGGAACGCCGUGCUUCCUCUGCAGCCUCUGACCGGCAACGAGUGCAAGGCUGAACUCGGGAAAGUCGAGGCCAGCAACGGGAAUGGUCUGUUUCUUCAGGACAAAAAGUGUAUGUCUGGGAAAAGUGUUCAAACAGAGCAGUAUCUGAUCGUGGAAGAUGUAGAGAAGGAGUGUCAGUUAUAA